AUGCAACCUGCUGUGAAAUUGGGGGAUGUAAAGCGUGCUGCUGACUUGUUUGAGACGAUGAAAAGGAGAAGGGUGAACCCUAAUGUGUUUGUUUACAAUGUUUUAAUUUCUGGGUUGUGCAAGGAGAAAGGGGUAAGGAAUGCAGAGGAGGUGUUUGAUGAAAUGUGUAUGAGGAAUUUAGUGCCUAAUAAGGUGACUCAUAAUACGCUUAUUGAUGGGUAUUGUAAGGCGGGGGAGGUGGAUACUGCGUUUGAUUUGAGAGAAAAGAUGAAGAAAGACAAGGUGGAGCCGAGUAUCAUCACUUUUAACUCGUUGCUUAGUGGCCUUUGUAACGCGUGGAGAAUGGAGGAGACCAGAAGGAUGUUAAAGGAGAUGGAAGUUAAUGGUUUUAUGCCUGAUGGGUUUACUUACAGCAUAAUUUUUUAUGGGUUAUUGAAGUCCAAUGAUAGGGCAGUUGCUGCUAUGGAAUUGUAUCGGGAGGCGAUUAAGAAGGGAGUCAGGAUUAAUAAUUACACAGGCAGUAUUCUGUUUAAUGGAUUGUGUGAUGUGGACAGAGCCAUUUUGACUAUCGAGCGAAUGGAAAGUGGUAGGUUGAAGCCAAAUUCCAUCACUUUUAAUUCUUUGAUUGAUAAGUUUUGUGAAAUGCAGAAGAUGGGCGCGGCAGAAGAAUGGGUGAAGAAGAUGACGGAGAAGGGAGUUAUGCCAAGCUUGGAGACAUACAAUACCCUUAUUGAUGGCUGUGGAGGGUUGUGUGUUUUUCAUAGGUGUUUCCAAAUUCUUGAAGAAAUGGAGAACAACGGGGUAAAACCAAAUGUUAUAAGCUAUGGUUCUCUCAUAAAUUGUUUAUGUAUGGAUAGGAAGAUUCUAGAGGCAGAAAUAGUCCUCGAGAAUAUGGUAGGCAGAGGGGUCUUCCCUGAUGCAAAUAUAUAUACUAUGCUUAUUGAUGGUAGUUGUACAAUGGGGAUGUUGGAUGAGGCUUUCAGAUUCCUUGAUGAGAUGUUGAAAAGAUUAAUUCCUAAUGCUGAUACCUAUAGCUUACUGAUUAAGGGACAUUGUGACCUGAAGGAUUUUAAUGGAGCAUAUGUUUGGUUUAGAAAAAUGCUUGAGAACGGUUUCACUCCUAAUGUUUGCAUUUGCAAUGAGCUAUCCACUGGCCUAAGACAGGGAGGGAGGUUGCAAGAGGCCCAGAUCAUACCAAAAAUGAUUGCUGAUGGAGACAAUGAUUUGAACACUAAUGAAGAGCUGUCUGCUGUUGUCAACAUGUAA
Molecule: messenger RNA, 1266 nt
Organism: Dovyalis caffra
Lineage: Eukaryota; Viridiplantae; Streptophyta; Magnoliopsida; Malpighiales; Salicaceae
Source: the annotation of a GenBank genome assembly